Lathyrus oleraceus (garden pea) is the source of this 1062-nucleotide messenger RNA. RefSeq lists its product as uncharacterized. The transcript has a single exon. The coding region runs from base 1 to 1062 and encodes 353 amino acids. The record is from RefSeq and is a predicted model, not a curated record. Lineage: Eukaryota; Viridiplantae; Streptophyta; Magnoliopsida; Fabales; Fabaceae.
AUGGACAGGAAUAUUCUUGAUGCUGCUAGUGGUGGAGCACUAAUCGAUAAAACUCCAACUGCUGCCAAAGCACUUAUUGAAAAUAUGUCUCUUAAUUCUCAACAGUUCACUACUAGAGACAAUUCUGUUCACAGCAAAGGCGUGAGUCAAAGUCAAGUUUCUUCCAACAAGGCUUUAGAGACCAGAAUUGACGAACUCACCACCUUAGUCAAACAACUGGCAGUAGCAAAACCUCAAACAAUAACUGUGUGUGGCAUUUAUACUUCUCCUGAGCACCCGACCGAUACUUGUCCUAUUCUGAGAGACGAGUCCAUUACUGAGCUGCCACAAGCUUAUGCAGCCAACCUUUACAAUCAAAACAGGUACAACAACACUCCUGACCUGUCCACCCACAAAUACCAUCCCAAUUGGAGGAACCAUCCCAACCUUCGAUAUGGAAAUCCACAAUCCAGCCAACAACAGAACUCACCUCAAGUGGCUGCCCCUGCACCUUCCGGACCAUCCUUAGAGGAUCUUGUUAAGCAAAUGGCCGUGAACAACCUCCAGUUCCAACAAAGGACCGAUGCCAGCAUUCAGACCUUGAACACACAAAUGGGACUGCUUGCUACUCAAAUAAAUAACAUGCAAGCUCAAGGUUCAAACCAACUUCCUUUCCAAACAAUUGUGAAUCCAAAAGGCCCUAAUGCUAAUGUGAGUGCAAUUUCCUUGAGAUCCAAGAAGGUAACAGAACCAGCCCCAGAAAAAAAUAAAAAAAUUCUUGAGGUGACACCUGAACCUUCUUCCGUUGUGAUAGAAACUGAACCCUCUAUUGUGGUAGAAACUAAAAAAGAAAAAGAGAAAGAGUAUGUGCCACCAGUUCCCUUCCCACAUAGAAUACUGAAAAAUAAAAGGACUGGUGAUGGAGACAAGGAGAGAGAGAUUUUAGAUGUGUUUAGAAAAGUGGCGGUAAACAUUCCGCUUCUUUAUGUUAUUAAGCAGGUUCCAAAGUAUGCAAAAUUUCUAAAAGACUUGUGCACAAGUAAGAAAAGGUUGAAGGGAAAUGAGAGAGUACAUUUGGGAUGA